AUGAACCAAGCCGUAAUGUGUAUUACAUGUGGCAAGUGUCCUCCACAACAAAAUAAUUUACAUAUGUGUAAUAAAUGUAACACUAAAUUUGAAGAUAAUAUGAAACCUUUAGAUGAUGUUAAAGAGGAUUUGGACAAUUAUCUGAAUGAAAAUCAACCGACAACUAUGAAUAAUUUAACAAAAAAAAAUGAACGUGAAGAUUUACAGCCUAAAACUGGUCACUUAACACAAAUGACUGAAGAUACAAAACCAGUAUGUUGUCAUCUUAUGAUCAGAGAAAAAUACUAUGCUAUUCAAAUUAAUGACAACGUACGAGGAAUAUAA
Molecule: messenger RNA, 324 nt
Organism: Rotaria sp. Silwood2
Lineage: Eukaryota; Metazoa; Rotifera; Eurotatoria; Philodinida; Philodinidae
Source: the annotation of a GenBank genome assembly